Molecule: messenger RNA, 3525 nt
Organism: Sodiomyces alkalinus F11
Lineage: Eukaryota; Fungi; Ascomycota; Sordariomycetes; Glomerellales; Plectosphaerellaceae
Exons: 15
Coding region: 1-3525 (1174 amino acids)
Biological process (GO): positive regulation of transcription by RNA polymerase II
Cellular component (GO): nucleus
Molecular function (GO): sequence-specific DNA binding; DNA-binding transcription factor activity
Source: RefSeq, a predicted model, not a curated record
AUGACGGUCAUCAAGAAAGCUUCCCUUAUGUUCAAGGCUCCCUCAGGCCAAACCUUCACUACCAGGUUGAAAAUUCAAGUGAUGCGUCGGUUUCUUUAUGCGAACAAGGCGCAAGAAGAGCCGAAUGCGGUGUAUUGUGUCUCUGACGAAGCCGGAGAACCCUGGCUCGUGGCCCCGUCGUACACCACCGGCGACCCUGAUACCUAUGUCCUCAACGCCCCCCGCCUUGCUUUCCCGUCUUUACUCCACUUUGAGAAUAGUGAGAUUGGCUUGCGCACAUCCUUCCUCCUGUCCCUGGUCGAGGAGGCCCCGGUCCCCCCACCCGGUGGUCCAUCCGUCCCACGAUGUACGAAAAAGACCCUUGUCAAGUACAGUCCGGAGUACGAGGAGGUGCAACCAUGGGCCUGGCCCUGGCGCGAGGACGGGCUCCCAAGGGAAGCGACCAAUACAAAGUACUUUCACUUUUCCCCUCACUCUGCCCACUCGAAAGUACAGUACAUCGUGACUUGUCCUACUGUUCGAGGGACUUCCCAAACUGCCAGCGACCAAGUCUGCCUUGGAGGCAAGAAGAAGAAGAAGUACCUGAUACAAGCACCCCAUUACGACCAGGGGUGGGCUUGUCGUCUUUGGGAUCUCCCCGGUCUCCUCCACUAUCCUCCCUCUAUACUGUGGUCCCUGGCUCCUUCCUGGCUGGCUCACUUCCUCUCUAUACUUUUCCUGGGCACCAAAAAAACAAAACCGUCCUUUGCCCGGACAUUUCCUGUUCCUUCCUCCUUCACGAUUGCACCAACCUCCCAAUAUUAUCCUCCCCCUUCCACCCCUCCGACUAGGACGUACCCUCCGCGAGAGAGAGUUGACCGCACCAAACGAAACCCACUCUCUUCCACUUGGCUGCCACCACCACCCGCCCUCUCUCUCUCUCUCUAUCAUCUUUCCCUCUUCACACAUACUUCCUCUCGCUUCCGCUUCAGCCCGCUUUCACUCCGGCCAUCGACCAGCGACGCCUCGAGACCCACUUCACCUUGCGUCGACCGACUUUCGAGUACAGUGGGCGACCCGGUACUGCUCAGCAACGACCAUCACGAUCGCCUUGGUCGCUGUCUUGAGAACGACAACGCUUACGAGAAGUCGUACUUCACGUCGAACCUCUUCUCUCUUGCUAAACCUGGUGGCAUACACUUGGUUACCGCCGAGUCUUGUCUCUCUCAGCCGUUGACGCUGUCUAGAAAUCCAUCUUUGGUCUCUUCGCUUGCCCGCUACAAGUUCCGGGUCAAUACCGUGAAACUGGAUCUACCGCCGAUAUCACAAGUACAAACCCGGAGUUUGAGCGACUCCUCAUACUUCAGCUCCGCGUCCGACCAUCGGCCUCUGUACAUGAAUAGCGAGGGACUGCCGCCCUUGCCAUUGCCCGCCCCACACCAGGCCUAUUCUUCGGGUACUUCGUCUCCACGGGUUAGCUCCGUGGAUUCCUGGAGUUCUCACGCAGGGUCGCAGUCCUCGUUCACCUCGGCCGGCUCCUCUCACGGGCCCAAGACUCCUUCCCCUUCGUUACCAGUUGGGCCGGCGAUACCUGGGUCAACCGCCCAGCCUCUUGGAGGUUACGAUCACUACUCGACCAUGAAUCAAUCAGCAGCCGACAUGUACUAUCAGCAACAUAUGUCUGCGGGACAGGCGCAACCGCCUCAGACCGUCACUUCGGGGGGCAUGGCACCUUAUCACUCCCAGCCCCCGGCGUUACAGCCCAACCACCUCGCCCAGUAUCCGCCGCCUCCCCCGCCGCAUUAUAGCCAGCCGUAUCCGUAUGCGAAUGGGCUCACAUCCCCGCAAAAUGCCCCGCCAAAUGUACCGAACGGCAUGGGCCCGGCUCAGAACGUUCUUCCGCUUCCUGGAGCCAGCACAACCAACACAUAUCAGGGGAUGGAUACUACCGGCCAAGUUGCCCCGCCGGGCAUGAAACCCCGCGUGACGGCGACUCUUUGGGAGGACGAGGGCAGCUUGUGCUUCCAGGUUGAGGCGAGAGGUAUCUGUGUCGCCCGACGUGAAGACAACGGCAUGAUUAACGGUACAAAACUGCUCAACGUGGCGGGAAUGACUCGUGGCCGAAGAGAUGGAAUCCUGAAGAGCGAGAAAGUGAGACACGUGGUCAAAAUCGGGCCCAUGCAUCUGAAGGGAGUCUGGAUUCCCUUUGAGAGGGCUCUGGAUUUUGCCAACAAGGAAAAGAUUACCGAGAUGCUGUAUCCUCUUUUCGUCCACAAUAUCGGCGCUCUCCUCUACCACCCCACCAACCAGAAUCGCACGAGCCAGGUCAUGGCAUCGGCCGAACGCAGGAAACAGGAGCAAAGCCAGAUGCGCAACUCGCAAUCCGGCCCUGGACUAGCACCAAUUCAACAGCAUCAUCACCAUACCCUGGCUCUGCCAGGUCCACAGCAGGCCCUCCCAUCUCACUCGAAUUUGAACCGCCCGGCGCUCGACAGAGCACACACGUUCCCCACGCCUCCGACAAGUGCCUCGAGCGUCAUCGGGAGUAGCAUGGGGUCCUCCGACGGCUUCCAGUGGACGCCACAAUCACAGGGGAUUGGCGGAACCCAAGGCACAAAUCCUAUGUCUAUCGACACGGGCCUUAGCAAUGCGCGUUCGAUGCCGGCCACCCCGGCAUCUACUCCACCUGGCACAACGAUCCAGAGCAUGCAAUCUUACCAAUCCGGAGCUCAGCAGUAUGACAACUCGAGGCCCAUGUAUAACCCGUCCUCGGCCCAGCAUUCCCCGUAUCAGCAGGCGAAUCCUGCCCCGCAGGAUCGUUCUGUCUACGGACAUCACGAUGGAUAUGGCAAGAAUGACAUGGGUCCUCCAUCGUCACGGCCGCCAGUUCACGUGUCUGCCUCGGAGCAGAAGCCCGUCAACGGCAUCGUCCCUCCCCCCGAGCAGAGUGGUCAGAACGCACCGCAUGCCGCUGGGGAGGAAGAGGCUGAGCAUGAACAUGAGACGGAAUAUACUCAUGAUAGCGGUGCUUAUGAUGCUAACCGUUCCUCCUACAAUUACGCGCCGCCGCCGUUGUCCACGGAACACCAGCAUCUCUCUCCUGAAAUGACAGGCUCUCCCAACCACCCUCAAGCGUCCGGUCGCGCAACUCCGCGUACAGCCGCCCCGCCCCAGCCUUAUUAUUCUCAGCAGCCAGCAUACAACACAUCCCCCAGGGUGCAGCACCAGCCUUCGAGCAACCUCUACAGUGUAAUGAGCAAUGACCGGAGCGCGACGAACGGGAACGGUAGCGAUGUUUAUGCUCCCCCGGCUGACAUGAACUCCAUGUCGAAUGGUUAUCCAUCGCAGCAGUCGAUGAUGAAUGGCGGCGGCAGCAUGAAACGGGGCCGCGAAGACGAAGACGACAUGCAGCGCCCUUUAACUGGCGGAGCGAACAUGGAGAUGAAGCGGAGAAAGACAUUAAUCGACGCGACACUCCCUGCAGGCGGUUACGAUAGCUUGGCCCGGCCUGCUACGGCAACCGUCGCCCCGACGAGGCACAGAUAA